Messenger RNA from Coregonus clupeaformis (lake whitefish), 1869 nucleotides. RefSeq names its product glycerol-3-phosphate dehydrogenase [NAD(+)], cytoplasmic-like. Gene Ontology annotation, biological process: glycerol-3-phosphate catabolic process; carbohydrate metabolic process. Gene Ontology annotation, molecular function: protein homodimerization activity; NAD binding; glycerol-3-phosphate dehydrogenase [NAD(P)+] activity. Gene Ontology annotation, cellular component: glycerol-3-phosphate dehydrogenase (FAD) complex; cytosol. Lineage: Eukaryota; Metazoa; Chordata; Actinopteri; Salmoniformes; Salmonidae. The record is from RefSeq and is a predicted model, not a curated record.
AACAGUGAGAAUUGUGUGUCUCACCCGAGCUCUGCAAAUCGAGAAAAUUAUAGGACUUUCUCCAAGCAUAAAUGUCUGUCCAUACUUGUCAUGACAGGUUCGUCGUGGUUGCACACCCAGAAGAACCCUAACCUGUACAAACUUCUCUCUUCUUUUAUAUACAGGUAAAAAGGGUGGAGUGCUAAAAACAAUGUGCUGCCCACACGACUAGGGCGUAUAAGGAAGUUAUGGACAUGGAUAUAAACACGGCAUUUUACUGAUCUGUUAACACUUAAAGGAAUCGUGCCUGCUACUCUACCUUAACAAUGCCUGCUAAGAAAGUGUGCAUCGUUGGAUCUGGAAACUGGGGCUCUGCGAUAGCCAAAAUCGUCGGCCACAAUGCAAAGGGAUCCAACAGGUUUGACCCCAUUGUCAACAUGUGGGUGUUUGAAGAGAUGAUCGAUGGCAAAAAGUUAACAGAAAUCAUCAACACAGAGCAUGAGAACGUCAAAUACCUACCGGGUCACAAGCUUCCCAAAAAUGUGGUUGCUGUUCCAGAAAUCACAGAAGCGGUGAAAGGGGCCAGCAUACUGAUCUUUGUCAUUCCACAUCAGUUCAUUGGGAGGCUCUGUGAUCAGAUGAAACCUCAUAUUACACAGGGAACCAUUGGAAUAUCCCUCAUCAAAGGCAUCGAUGAAGGCCCAGAGGGCUUGAAGCUCAUCUCUGACAUCAUCCGCGAGAAACUGGAAAUCGAGGUUAGCGUCCUGAUGGGGGCCAACAUUGCCAACGAAGUGGCUGAUGAGAAGUUCUGUGAGACCACAAUUGGAGCUAAGAACGAAGCAAACGGACACAUCUUUAAAGAGCUGCUGCAGACUCCCAACUUCAGGAUCACCGUGGUGCAGGAGAGUGACACAGUAGAACUCUGUGGGGCUCUCAAGAACAUUGUAGCGGUGGGCGCUGGGUUCUGUGACGGUCUGGGCUUUGGAGACAACACCAAGGCUGCGGUGAUCCGGCUGGGGCUGAUGGAGAUGAUUGCCUUCACCAAGCUGUUCUGUAAGGGCCAGGUGUCCUCCGUGACAUUCCUGGAGAGCUGUGGGGUCGCCGACCUGAUCACCACCUGCUACGGGGGACGCAACCGCAAGGUGGCUGAGGCCUUCGCCAAGACAUCCAAGUCUAUUGAAGAGCUAGAGGCUGAGAUGCUCAAUGGCCAGAAGCUGCAAGGCCCACAAACCUCCGCUGAGGUGUUCAAAAUUCUAAAGAAGAGAGACAUGAUUAGCAAGUUUCCGUUGUUUGCCUCUGUGUAUCAGAUCUGCUUUGAGGGCAAAGCUGUGCAGGAGUUUAUCACAUGUCUGCAGAACCACCCUGAACACAUGUGAUCACUCUGUAACCUGAAGCCACGGAACCUGCAGCUCCUCCAAUGGUGUAGAGUGAAGUCGCCCCUAGAUGCUGAUCUUGGGUCAGUUUUCCAGUCCCCCACUUAUAGUUAAAGUUGGGACUGGGGGAGGGGAAGCUGAUCGUAGAUCUGUACCUAUAGGGAAACUUCACCCCAGAGUCACUUCCAAUAGCACCAUCAUACCAUCAGAGGGCAGCAGUGCUGCAUAAAUAUUCAUUCAUAAUACUGUAACUACAUAAAAAUGUAACUGUAACCACUAAAUAUUCCUUAUCAUUUGAUACUAAGUCUGAAGAACCACUCUACUUAACGUGCUUUGUCGCAUAUUCAUAUGUUUUGUGUUUUGAUUGUGUAUAAGCUUAUCAACUAAAGCACUUGACAAAUGCUUAGUAAUUGUUGCUGAUUAAAAAAUGUUUUCUAUUAAUUUUGAAUUUUUACAAUUUGUUGAACAAAUAUUCUCAAAACAAUACUUUUGAUUGAAAAAUAAAUUUUUGUGUUUC